This is a messenger RNA of Aegilops tauschii subsp. strangulata, 1552 nucleotides long. Its product is annotated as F-box protein At5g07610. The record is from RefSeq and is a predicted model, not a curated record. Gene Ontology annotation, molecular function: protein binding. Lineage: Eukaryota; Viridiplantae; Streptophyta; Magnoliopsida; Poales; Poaceae.
GCCCGCUACGAACCACCCUACGCCCCCCAACUUCCGCACAAGGUUUCAGAUCGCCUCCGUCCCCGUCCGCCGCCGCCGCCACCGCCGCCGCCGUCCGGGAUGGCAAAGAGGUCCAGGAAGAAGGAGCAGCCGGCGGCCGAGGCAGCGAGCCUCCCCGAGGACCUCCUCGUGGAGGUCCUGGCGCGGGUGCCCUACAGAUCCCUCUGCCGCUUCAGGUGCGUGUCGCGGCCGUGGCGCGCCCUCUGCUCCGACCCCGGCCUCCGCAAGAGGUCGCCGCAGGCCCUGUCCGGCUUCUUCUGCUACACCCGCGACGACGACAGCCACGAGCUGCGCUUCCUCAACAUCUCCGGGAGAGGCCGGCCCCUCGUCGACCCCGGCCUCCCCUUCCUGCGCGCCGUGUGGGACGGAGGCGUCCGAGCCGUGGACUGCUGCGGCGGCCUCCUCCUCUGCCAGUGCUGGACGAGAUCAUCCAUACACGACGCCAUCUACGACCCCUACGCCGACCCCGACAUCGCCUCCGAUUCCGAGGCCGAGGCCGACGCUGUCGAAGAUGUGGCGAAGUAUGUUGUGUGCAAUCCGGCUACCGAGGAGUGGACCGUGUUGCCUGCCAUCGAGGAGCUGCACCCGAGGAACGUCAUCCGUCUGGGUUUCGACCCGGCUGCUCCGUCCCGCUUCGCCGUGUUUGUGCUCUUGCAGGAUGUUGUGGAGGAUCACGACGCCGGAGUGCAGAUCUUCUCAUCAGAGACCGGAACAUGGACGUUUCGGCAGAGCGAUUGGGGCGAGGGCAGCGUUACCGUGGAUUAUUACAAUGGUUCACCUUCCACCUUCUUCGGCGGCACCCUGCAUUUGACUACCCGCGAUAAUUCAGUGAUCACAGUGGACACAGAGGGGAAGACAUGGCACAAGAUUCGUAUGCCGCUCAGUGUUGAGGAAAUGUUGGAUAUUGGCUACAUCGGGCACUCUCAGGAGCGCUUGUACGCUUUGCAUAUGAAUUAUUCUGAUGACGAUUGUCAGCUCACGGUCUGGGUACUUGAGGAUUAUGCUACUGGGCAGUGGACACUGAAGCAUACAGCUGACAUGUCGGAGACGGUAGGCGAUGAUGAGGUGUGUACUUUUGUCGCUGUUGAUUCAGAAGGCAAUCUGAUUUUCCAAAUUAAUGGACGGGAUGAACAGCUUGUGUCGUACGAUAUGGAAAAGAGGAAAUUUCAUGUUAUCUUCAGUUUUGAGAGUUACUUUACUCUCCGGUGCGAUCCUUACAUUCCCACUUACAAGGAAUGGUUACCCAAAGCAGCUCCAUGAUUACAGAGUUCACAUGCUAAAUAUGGGUCAGAUCUUCUAUGGAGUUUGGUAUUUUGUAUUUUGAUGUUCUGGUCCAUGCCAUUGUGGCUUUGAGCAAUGUUAUUUUAAAAUGCUUAUUACUAUUCUGGUUAUACCUAGUCAGUAGUCACUUCGAUCUAUUUGCUUUCAUGUAAUAGUUAUGCUGUGGUCACUUGUUAGUCUUUCCUGGACCGAAUCUGUGAAUAUGAGAACAAGUUAUCUAUGCUUGGAACUA